AUGCUUUUCGCACAUGCCUUCCUCGUGGUGUCCUCCUCACAGAAUUGCCAGAGAUGGGAGACCACGGGCACGACGCCCCCCGGUAGGACAUGGUACGGCCGGCCCGACCACUCUCAGCCUGCCUCCAACGGUAUUCCUUCAGACCCUUCUCCUGCCGCCCCGGACAAGGCCCUGCCGAUUCGCGAACGACUGCGACGAUGGGCUGCAGAGCAGGACGAACAGCACGUCCGGUCCCGGGCGAUGCCGCCGGACGUGUUCCUCCAUGGCAGCAUUUCGAACAGCCUAAGCCGAACUCAGACGACUGGCUCUUCCGACUUGGACCAACUAAGGUCUACUGACGCCGCCCUGACGCCUGCCUCCGGAAUAGGCACGGAGCCUGGCGAUGCAGACAUCGUCGUCCCCAUCGGUUCUGGAAACCCAGGCGAUCUUGUCGAGUUGAGGCAAACCGGCUCGCGGGUCCCCAUUUUUGCCGUCUAUCUGGGAUUCUUCGGCGAUCGUAACCACUUCUAUGCCAUAAACGGAAAAUGGGUCACUAGCAUGGCCUACUCCUCUCUUUUCACCCUGUCGAACUUUGCCACCGCCGACGACUUGGCACCAGUCCUGGCCAAGAUUCCCAACACCGCCACGCCCGACGACUUUGACCAUCUACGACAAAACGAACACGGCCCCUCCAGGGAGGAUGGCGUUGCUCUCAUUCGCAAAAUGGAGAGUUUCCGCAGAAAGUCCGAAAAGGUCUACCAAGAAAACCUGCCCAACCUUGACGGAGCAGGCGCGCUGCUGUCCAGCCCCCACAGUGUCAAGUACCUCAGCCUGUUGGAGAUGGCCGACACCCUACUGCCCUCGUCCCUGAAGGCCCAAGACGGCUUCCCUGCGCCGGCCCUGUACGCCGUUCAUACGGCAAUCUAUCGAAGUGAAGGCACCUUCAGCCCGCUUAGCCCCUCGGCCGACUGCCAUCGCCGCGACCACCUUUUCCAAGUGCUUCCUCGCAACUACGCCGACGUGCUCAACAAGAUCACCGUCAUGGUACGGCAGUAUACAGAAUUCAGUGCCAAGCGUCUGAAGCCCGUCGGUACGACCGAACUUCAGGACCUUGCCCUCGGCAGGUUCGUCCUGCAGGCGCGGGAAGCCGUUUCCAACAGCCGCCUGCAUCGUGAGUGGACACCCCACGGUAUUCUCAAGGCAUCGCCCGGCGUCGAGCUUCAGAAGACAGAGUGGGCUCCGUCCAGCAAGGAUGUCAUCGCCUUCUUGGAGUGGUGGGCCUGCUACGGCCUGUUUGAUUCGGCCUCUCGCUUCCACUCGUACGGCGCUCUCGUCCUCCGUGCGUUGGAUCUCUACGGCAACUCCCCGCUGGAUCAGAGCACUGCAUGGGCCUUCCUCCAAGAGAUUGGCGUCAUCGCGCCGUGGGAGAUCCCAUCUCGAUACAGAGUACGUUUGCCGGGUGUCACCAUCGCUCGAGGCGGCGGCUUGAACCGCGAGGCUCCGAACCUCAAGGAGUCGAAACGAGCCGAUGUUGCGGCAGGGGCCAGGAAGCAUCGGUCCGGCGCACCUAUAUUCUGCAUCGAUGCCCCGUCGACGAUGGUCAUCGAUGAUGCCGUCUCGCUGGAAGCGACGGACAAAGCCGAUGAGUUUUGGAUCCAUGUACAUGUCGCCGAUCCGUCGUCGAGCAUCAGGCCAAGCUCGGAACUUGGCAGGUUCAUGGAGCUCGUUCCGGAAAACAUCUAUCUCCCGGGCCACUUCCAGGCCAUGCUCCCGUCGGAGCUUGGGGAAGAGGAUGCCAAGGACUACAAAUCCGACAGCCUGGUCAAGCAAUUCUCACUCCGGCCCGGCGCUCCCGCUCUUACCUUCAGCGCCUUGGUGGACGGUACCGGCGACAUUCUGGAGUACAAGGUGGAGCCGAGCACGCUGGACGACGUGACGUAUCUAGAUCCCGAUGACGUCGCCAAGUUCUGCAACGAGCCCCCUCCGCCGCCUUAUGCCGGACACAGCCUCGCCGUCGGUGCCGCUCCGGAAUGUGGCCCGACAGCUCCCCAACGGCCGAUGCUGGCUGUCCAAGAUCUGGACGAAUCCAGCAGGGCGGAGCUCCUGACUCUGUACCGGUUGGCCGAGGCGAUCAAGCAACGGCGAUUGGCCAAAGGAGCUUGGCCAUACUUCUUCCCCAGACCUUCUGUCCUCGUGUCGUUCCACGACACCCCAAAAACGGACGCUCCGCCAGGCUUGACCACGGUGGUCCCCGCAGAUCCGUACAUCAGAGUCGGUCAGGACCCGUCGAGCGUCUGCUCGGUAGUAUCAAACGCCAUGGUGCUGGCUGGUGAGGUCGCGGCAAGGUGGUGUUCAUCCCGUGGGAUCCCCAUCCCAUACCGUAAAGAUGCGAAAUCGGCGAAAAACUUCGACGCCGCCUUCUCUUACGCCAUGAAGGAGGUGUACCCGCUAAUCGAGCAGGGCAUCGAACCGAGCGCGAGCCAGAGGCAGGCGCUGUCGCGGCUGACGGGAGGGAUGGAGCUGUCGCCGCAACCCGGACCGUACUUCCUGCUCGGUUUGGACAUGUAUGCCAAAGCGACCUCGCCGCUCCGCCGCUUCUCGGACCUGCUCGUUCACUGGCAGAUCCAUGCCGCGUUGGCGUAUGAGCGACAGACGAGGCGUCGGAUCGAUGCCGCCGUCGACAAGCUGGACGACAUCCUGCCGUUCACCACCGCCAGCCUCGGACACACGCUCGGCUUGCUCCAGAUGCGCGAGAAGAUGGCCAGAACCGUCUCUCGCGGCACGGUGGACUGGAUUCUCAUCGCCCUCGUCAGGGCUUGGCGCUUCGAGGGCAACGCGCCCCGCUCCCUCCGCUUCACCGUCGGCUCUCGUUGGCGCCAGGGGCUUUUCGGCCGCCUCGACCUGUUCGGCCUAAACGCCGUGCUGGACGUUGCAGGCCUCGACGGCGUUCGGCUCAUCAAGGACGUGCAGGUGGGCGACCAAUUCGAGGUGGAGCUCGCAGACGUCAACGUCCACUCCCGACAGGUCGUUGUGAAGGCCACGCGGUAUCUUGGAGGCGCCGAGAAUAAUACGUAG
Molecule: messenger RNA, 3054 nt
Organism: Drechmeria coniospora
Lineage: Eukaryota; Fungi; Ascomycota; Sordariomycetes; Hypocreales; Ophiocordycipitaceae
Product: Mitochondrial protein cyt-4
Exons: 3
Coding region: 1-3054 (1017 amino acids)
Biological process (GO): mRNA catabolic process
Cellular component (GO): P-body; exosome (RNase complex)
Molecular function (GO): RNA binding; 3'-5'-RNA exonuclease activity
Source: RefSeq, a predicted model, not a curated record